Messenger RNA from Hirsutella rhossiliensis, 495 nucleotides. RefSeq lists its product as uncharacterized. The coding region runs from base 1 to 495 and encodes 164 amino acids. The transcript has a single exon. The record is from RefSeq and is a predicted model, not a curated record. NCBI's taxonomy places the organism in Eukaryota, Fungi, Ascomycota, Sordariomycetes, Hypocreales, Ophiocordycipitaceae.
AUGUCCUCCCCCACAGACAAACCAUCGCCUCUUCUCGCCCUCGCGGCCCGUCAGCAACAGCACGUCGUCACCCAAACCAUUCUCCGCCAAGCCACGACCCUCACCACCGUCGUCACCCUUGCCCCCGCCAGCACUGUGCGUCCCGACGCCCACAUCUACGGGGCUCAACCCGGUCUGUCCAGUCUGCAGCUCGGCGCUAUCUUGGGAUCCAUCGCUGCCGUCGCCGUCGUCUUUCUGGCCGGCGGCAUCUGCUGGGCCCAUCGACGGAAGGCACGCGCGGUGCCCGCUGUCGACUACACGUACUAUUACUAUAGCGACACCUACGCUGAGCCUUUGUCUGCAGACAGCCUGUCCUCAAAGCAUCGACCCAAGACGCCGCGUUAUCCGCCCCCAGUAGCUGAGUUCAUCCCAGGCGGCGCCCGCUAUCCGACAUAUAAAGCAAUCCCAAUCAAGAACCCGAGGAAACCGCAAAAUCUUCGGCGUGUCUACACCUGA